AAAAUGUGGAACACCAAUGAUGAUGAAUCUUGUUCAUGCAUCAUGAUGAUGAGGAUGAGUAUCAUCCACAAAGUGGUUUCGUUUGUUGUUUCCAUAACCACCAAAUCUUGAGACAAGGCGAUAAGGAAAGGUUAAUGGUUAUGGAAUCCACAGCAUCCAUUUGCAGCAACAGCAGAGGAAUACCCUUCUUCUGCCAUUCUUCUUCUUCUUCUGAAAGAAACUAUUUGUCACCUUUGAUUGUCAAAUCCAUGGCUACUCAGAAGCCCCUUCCAUUAGUCUCUAAAACUGUUUCUUCUAGAAAGAAUUCAACUGUGUUCCCAAUUGGGGAACAACCACGGAGCAGCCCGGCGACAAGCUCGCCUCCGGUAAAGCUCCUAACAAGAAUGGAGCAGCUAAGGCUUCUAAGCAAAGCAGAGAAAGCAGGGCUUCUGUCUGCAGCAGAGAAUUUGGGGUUCUCCCUCUCGAAAAUCGAGCAGCUUGGUCUCCUCUCAAAGGCAGAGGAGUUUGGAGUGUUGUCUGCUGCCACUGAUCCCGGAACACCAGGGACACUCUUAACACUCAGCCUUGCUUUGCUUCUCUUGGGACCUUUCUUUGUUUACCUUGUGCCUGAAGACAACCUCGGCGAGGUGGCCGCACAGCUCGCUGUCGCCCUCAUAUGUGUCCUAGCUGGCUCUGCUGCUUUUGCUGCAUCAAAUUUUGUAUCCAAUUUGCAAAAAUCUAAAUGAAUUUGAUCACCUUUCACACUGGAUUUCUCUUCCAAUGUGCUAACUCUAUUUAUAAUCUUAAGCCAAGUUUUUCGCAA
This is a messenger RNA of Arachis duranensis, 802 nucleotides long. RefSeq lists its product as uncharacterized. NCBI's taxonomy places the organism in Eukaryota, Viridiplantae, Streptophyta, Magnoliopsida, Fabales, Fabaceae. The transcript is spliced from 2 exons. The coding region runs from base 36 to 725 and encodes 229 amino acids. The record is from RefSeq and is a predicted model, not a curated record.